CUUCUUCCUCAAAAGAAUACACGUCAACGAAGACACGAAAAUUAUAUAAAAAAAAAAAAACACAAAACCCCCCUCUCUCUCUCUCUCUCUCUCUCUCGCUCGCUCGCUUUGUAGUGAAACCCUAGAGAUACUGAGAUCGCCAUGGAGACGAGCUUAGGAUCGGUGGACGCGGGGGCGGAGGCGGCGGCGAAUGGGGCGGUGGGGAGUCCUCCGGCGAUCCCCUGCCACCCGAUCUCGCCGUGCCCGGCGGUGCCGGCGGGGGUGACGGAGGCGACGCUGGGAAGGCACCUCGCGCGGCGCCUCGUACAGGUGGGGGCCCACGACGUCUUCUCCGUCCCCGGCGACUUCAACCUCACCCUCCUCGACCACCUCAUCGCCGAGCCCGGGCUCCGCCUCAUCGGCUGCUGCAACGAGCUCAACGCGGGCUACGCCGCCGACGGGUACGCGCGCGCGCGCGGCGUCGGCGCCUGCGUCGUCACCUUCACCGUCGGGGGCCUCAGCGUGCUCAACGCCAUCGCCGGGGCCUACAGCGAGAACCUCCCCGUGAUCUGCAUCGUCGGGGGCCCCAACUCCAACGACUACGGCACCAACCGCAUCCUCCACCACACGAUCGGGCUCCCCGAUUUCUCCCAGGAGCUCCGAUGCUUCCAAACGGUGACGUGUUAUCAGGCGGUGGUGAAUAAUCUGGAAGACGCGCACGAGCAAAUCGAUACGGCGAUCUCCACGGCUCUGAAGGAGAGCAAGCCCGUGUACAUCAGCGUCAGCUGUAAUCUCCCGGGAAUCCCUCACCCCACCUUUAGUCGCGAGCCCGUUCCCUUCUGCCUCAACCCCAAAUUGAGCAACCAGAUGGGGCUAGAGGCUGCCGUGGAGGCCGCGGCGGAGUUCCUGAACAAGGCCGUGAAGCCGGUCCUGGUCGGUGGGCCGAAGCUCCGCGUGGCCAAGGCCAGCAAGGCCUUCGUGGAGCUCGCCGAUGUCUGCGGCUACGCUGUCGCUGUCAUGCCGUCGGCAAAGGGCCUCGUCCCAGAGCACCACCCUCACUUCAUUGGCACCUACUGGGGAGCCGUGAGCACCGCCUUCUGCGCUGAAAUCGUUGAGUCAGCCGAUGCCUACAUCUUCGCAGGCCCCAUCUUCAACGACUACAGCUCUGUUGGCUACUCCCUCCUCCUCAAGAAGGAAAAGGCCAUCAUAGUCCAGCCGGAACGUGUCGUGGUCGGGAAUGGGCCCGCGUUCGGGUGCAUCCUGAUGAAGGAUUUUCUACAAGCGCUUGCGAAGCGGCUGAAGAAGAACACGACGGCAUUUGAGAACUACCGCAGGAUCUUCGUGCCGGAGGGGCAGCCGCUCGAGUGCAAGCCUAAAGAGCCGCUGAGGGUGAACGUUCUGUUCAAGCAUAUACAGAAGAUGUUGUCGAGUAACACGGCGGUGAUUGCUGAGACCGGGGACUCGUGGUUUAAUUGUCAGAAGCUGAGGUUGCCGGAGGGUUGCGGAUACGAGUUCCAAAUGCAGUAUGGAUCGAUUGGUUGGUCGGUGGGGGCGACCCUGGGGUACGCCCAGGGCGCUAGUGGGAAACGUGUGAUUGCGUGCAUUGGUGAUGGGAGCUUCCAGGUGACAGCGCAGGAUGUAUCGACAAUGCUGCGGAGUGGGCAAAACACAAUAAUCUUCCUCAUUAACAAUGGUGGGUACACCAUCGAGGUAGAGAUCCAUGAUGGUCCCUACAAUGUCAUCAAGAACUGGAACUACACUGCCCUGGUGGACGCCAUCCACAACGGCGAGGGCAAAUGCUGGACUGCGAAGGUUUUGUAUGAGGAGGAUCUUAAGGAAGCUAUCAAGACCGCGAUGGGGCCGAAGCAGGACUGCUUGUGCUUCAUCGAGGUGAUCGUGCACAAGGACGAUACCAGCAAAGAGCUGCUCGAGUGGGGCUCCAGGGUCUCCGCUGCUAACAGUAGGCCGCCGAACCCACAGUAACUAAUAAACUCAGUGUUAGAUGUCGAAUAAUGUGAAUCCUAUGUUGCUAUCUACAAUGUUCCUCAAAGUGCUGUGUUCCGUUUUUUGCUGCUAGUGUCUGUGUAUGUAUGCACUUCAUUUGCUAGUGUUUUUGUUGUAACGAGACUUUGCUAUUUGCCUUGCUCGUUCUAUUUAGAGCUCAAGUUAUGAAUAUAUCAUGAUCUUCUUCCUGAGAUGCUCUUAAA
Molecule: messenger RNA, 2186 nt
Organism: Ananas comosus (pineapple)
Lineage: Eukaryota; Viridiplantae; Streptophyta; Magnoliopsida; Poales; Bromeliaceae
Product: pyruvate decarboxylase 1
Exons: 6
Coding region: 142-1962 (606 amino acids)
Molecular function (GO): carboxy-lyase activity; thiamine pyrophosphate binding; magnesium ion binding
Source: RefSeq, a predicted model, not a curated record